CUCACACCAGGUAUCUCACCGCAGCUGUCGAAAUUUGGGAGUCAGGAUCUAGGUGAAUCGUGUAAGCGCAGCAGUCUACCAGGGACACGUAUUGAAAACUAUUUCGAACGUGUCGCGAGAAUACUCAAUAAAAAGCGUCCAUGGUGAGACGAUUAAAUCGCCACAGAAACUCUUCCAAACGUCAACAUGGGACUUGUUAUUUCUCAUAUUUUUUCAGGGUUAUUCACCCAACAGGAGUCAAGACUACUGAUGCUUGGACUCGACAAUGCGGGGAAGACAACGAUUCUAUACAAGCUGAAGCUUGGCGAGGUCGUCACAACCAUUCCUACAAUAGGAUUCAACGUGGAGACGGUUGCAUACAAGAAACUCCAGUUUACCGUGUGGGACGUCGGAGGUCAACAAAGAAUUCGUCUUCUUUGGCAGUACUACUUUAAUAACACAGAGGGCGUAAUUUUUGUGGUCGAUUCCAGCGAUCGCGAUCGCAUUUCAGAAGCGAAAGAAGAGCUUCGCAUGCUGAUGAACAAUGAUCAAUUACGGGACUCGCUUUUGCUUGUGUUUGCGAAUAAGCAGGACAUGCCUGGCGCUAUGAGCGCAAGUGAACUCACCGAUAAACUAGAGUUGCGGAGGUUCGGACAGAAAACGUGGUACAUACAGUCUACCUGUGCAACUUCGGGCGACGGGCUGUACGAGGGCCUAGACUGGUUGGCAACCAAUCUCAAGAAGCGUCGUUGGUAGAUCAUCAUGAUGUUUCUAUGUGAUUCAGUAGGAUGAGACAGUAAAUUGGGUUUCGUAGUAUAUCCACAAUAUAGUGCAGUGUUAGUUUUGGUCAUGGAGAGGGCAUUUGUUGUUUGCUGUAUGGCCCCUUUAAGCUCAAGAUCCACGUCAAGGCUGAGUUAGUUUAAUAGUCGACGAUGAGGGCAGACGUGGAA
Molecule: messenger RNA, 929 nt
Organism: Suillus bovinus
Lineage: Eukaryota; Fungi; Basidiomycota; Agaricomycetes; Boletales; Suillaceae
Product: ADP-ribosylation factor
Exons: 6
Coding region: 187-735 (182 amino acids)
Biological process (GO): vesicle-mediated transport; intracellular protein transport
Cellular component (GO): cytoplasm
Molecular function (GO): GTP binding; GTPase activity
Source: RefSeq, a predicted model, not a curated record